Messenger RNA from Symbiodinium necroappetens, 648 nucleotides. NCBI's taxonomy places the organism in Eukaryota, Dinophyceae, Suessiales, Symbiodiniaceae. The record is from the annotation of a GenBank genome assembly.
GUUUGGGAUACUGACUUCGCCACCAAGCUUUACAAGGGCCAGAUGGGAGGAGGCAGCGAGCCCAGCCAGAUCUGCUUCAGCCCUGGUGGCGAGCUCGUGGUGGCAUUCCGGAGCGGCUAUGUACAGUUGCUGAGCCCUGACGACUACAGCCCGAAGGGCCCGCCGUUGCGUCCCCCCUCGUUCGGCUUUCAUCCGUCCGGCCUCGCCGUGGUUGGAGAGCGGGUUUUCGUGAGCUGCUCUAGAAAUUCGAUGCUCCACCAGUUCAGCUUGCGCGACGGAAGCCAUCUGCAGCAGCGGAAAGGUGGAUCACACUGGGAGCUGCAAGAGCCGAGUGGCAUGGCAGUGAUCGAGGAUCGCAUCCUGGCGAUUGCCGACCGCGGGCUGCACCGCGUGCUGCUCUUGGAUGUGGAGAGCCUGGAUUUCCAUGGCCAGGUCCCAGAUCCCGAGACUUGGCGGUCCAAAGCCGCUCCGGGAGCCCUGCGGAAGCCGAACGACGUCGCCGUCGACGCGGCAGGCAACCUGCUUGUCAUGGACACCCAGAACGAGAGGGUAGCCGUGUAUCGCCAGGAUGGAACCCUCGUGGCCAGCGUCAUGCAGGGUUUCUUCAAGGACAAAGGCAACACCUUCAGCUACCUCUCGUGCAAUCAU